This is a messenger RNA of Emiliania huxleyi CCMP1516, 408 nucleotides long. RefSeq lists its product as hypothetical. NCBI's taxonomy places the organism in Eukaryota, Haptophyta, Isochrysidales, Noelaerhabdaceae. The transcript is spliced from 2 exons. The coding region runs from base 1 to 408 and encodes 135 amino acids. The record is from RefSeq and is a predicted model, not a curated record. Gene Ontology annotation, molecular function: ureidoglycolate lyase activity; ureidoglycolate hydrolase activity. Gene Ontology annotation, biological process: allantoin catabolic process.
AUGCGAAAGCACGCCAUCUUCCUCGAGCGGCACUACAAGCACACGCAGGCUUUCAUUCCGCUCGAGGGCAAGCCGCUGGUUGGCUUCUUUGCCCCGUCCAACGAGUCGGCAGAGGAGCCGGAUCUUGACGCGGUUCGCUGCUUCGCCUUCGAUGGCAGCGCAGGCUUUGUGAUGCACAAGGGGGUUUGGCACGAGCAGCCAUUCCCACUUGUGCCGGGUACCAAGGCAGUCUGCAUUCUGCGCAACGAGACCGUCCGAGAGCUCAAGCCAACCGACGAGCGGACGCAGGAGUGCCACGGACAGGACAUCGACAAGCUGAAUCUAGCUGUCCGUCACAAUCUGAUCUUCACCGCCGAUGCUGACGCUGCGGCGGCUGCCCUCCUGUCCGAGACAGAGUCACUCCAGUGA